This is a messenger RNA of Pyricularia oryzae 70-15, 1545 nucleotides long. RefSeq lists its product as uncharacterized. The coding region runs from base 196 to 1305 and encodes 369 amino acids. Gene Ontology annotation, cellular component: endoplasmic reticulum; Dsc E3 ubiquitin ligase complex. NCBI's taxonomy places the organism in Eukaryota, Fungi, Ascomycota, Sordariomycetes, Magnaporthales, Pyriculariaceae. The record is from RefSeq and is a predicted model, not a curated record. Gene Ontology annotation, molecular function: protein binding. The transcript has a single exon. Gene Ontology annotation, biological process: protein processing.
GGUUAUGUAUCCUAAAUCACACUGUUGUACUACUCCACAUUAACUACCUCGCCAAGGCGGAUCCCCUUCUCCAAAGGCUAAACCCCCAACAUCAGCUCGUUCAAUCCGUACAAAGCCACUUCCGCAUCAAAUUAUUUGGGCGUAGGCUUCAAACAUGACCAUCGCAAACCCCGAAUCCCUCUUCUGGAGACCAAGAUGAGCAGCGGCAGCGGCAGCAGCAGCUCGUCGCCGACCAAGGCGCGUCACCAGCUCCGGCCACCCCAUCCCAACGGCCAUCUCCACCGCUCCUCUCGCCCACACUCCCGCACCUCUUCGCCCAACCCUCCGCCAUCGCCGCGCCUGCACCCGCUCCCGCCGCCGCUGCUUCUGACCAUCCGCUUCUCCAACGGCCUGCCAGACCUUCACCUCGACAUCCAGAGGCCCACCACCACCCCCGUCAUCGCCCUCAAGCACCUGAUCCGCUCGCGCCUCGAGGAGCCCACCUCGCAGCGCCGCCUGCGCUUCAUCAACGCCGGUCGCAUCCUCCCCGACGAUGCCGCUCUCUCCGCCGUCCUAAAGCCCCUGCCGGCCUUGCCGCCGCCGCCGCCGCCCCCGGCAAGCGGCAAGGGCAAGGCUGUCGAGGGCGCCGCCCCGGCCCCGCCGCGCGUCUACGUCAACUGCUCCAUCGGCGACCUGCUGACCGACAAAGAGCUGGCCGCCGAGGCCGAGGCCGCCACGGUAAAGAUGAACACAGCGCCCUCGUCUCCGACCGGUCCGCUGUCGCCAUCUCCAUUUUCCUCUACCGGGGAGCGCACAGGCCUGCUUCUCGAUGCUUCCCAUGGGGCCGGGGGCCAGCAGCAACAGCAACAGCAGCGUGGGCCCCGGGGCUUUGAUCGUCUGCUGUCGGCCGGUUUUAGCCACGCAGAAGUGAACCAGCUCCGACUGCAGUUCCGCUCCAUCCAAUCUUCGCGUCACACGCCAGAUACGAUGCCUUCGCCCGACACGUUGCGCAGCAUGGAAGACGCGUGGAUGGACAACAACCAGGGUACCGGUGGAGGCGGAGGUGGUAUGGGCAGCUACGGCGGGGGAGGCGAUGCUGACGGCUUAGCAGGUGCCGAUGGCGGGGACGAGGUUGGCAUCAACGGCUUUGUGGAUGUCAUGCUCAGGGGCAUGCUCAUCGGCUUCGUCUGGCCGCUGGGUGCUUUUGGCUGGCUCGUGCGCGAGGAGGGGCUUUACAGUCGCAGGUGGAAGGUGUUUAUCAGUUUUGGCUGUCUCUUGAGUCUCAUCAUUGGAUUAAUUAGGUCGAUUUCGGGCGAGCAUGCAUGAUGGCGAUGGGGUCAUGGAAAGCGGCGCGUGGCGUUUUGGGACUGUUGUAGCAUAUCUUUGUCCGUUUUCGUCUGCAAAGGAUGGGAUCUUUGUAUCUACCCAUAUGUGUGCCUGGGGAAAGGCUAGUAUUGUGCGGUUGUAUUAUAAACCCAUUAAGAUCUUGGUACGUGAGCAAGUCGGAACAACAGAAACCGCCAUACUUCUCACAACACAAUACGACAACGACAGGCUUCAAACCCA